GUCUCUAGUGAUUUCAUCACUGUGCGCCAAGAUCACACAUUUACAGGCGGUGUGAGCGUCGAUUUAACGUUUACUUUCCAACCAAAUUGGAUUGAAAUGGCUGUGGAAUCGAGGGUGACACAAGAGGAAAUAAAAAAAGAGCCAGAAAAGCCAGUAGACAGAGAAAAGACAUGCCCACUUCUCCUGAGGGUGUUUACCACCAACAACGGCAGGCAUCAUCGCAUAGACGAAUUUGCCCGGGGAAAUGUACCUUCUAGCGAGCUACAGAUUUACACCUGGAUGGAUGCUACUUUGAAAGAAUUGACAAGUCUGGUGAAAGAGGUCUAUCCAGAAGCUCGAAAGAAAGGAACACAUUUCGGAUUUGCCAUUGUUUAUCCUGAUCCUAAGCGUCAAAUGUACAGGGUUAAAGAGAUCGGCAAUACAGUUUCAGGACGGAAAGGUGCUGACGACUCUAUGACACUUCAGUCUCAACGCUUUCAGAUUGGAGAUUACCUUGACAUUGCCAUCACACCGCCUAACCGUGCACCUCCUAUUCAAGGACGCAUGAGACCCUACUGACCCUCCUGAAAUGGAUUGGGACUUUCAUCUACAUCCUGAUUCUGAGGGGUUACAUUCCUGUAGAGUUUAGUUCUAGACCUGUUCUAACAUACCUGCCUUAACUUUGCAUGUGCAUUGUAAGACCUUGAUUAGCUGAUUCAUUCAAUUGUUUGUAAUGUUAGAACUCCAGGCCUACCUCCAGAAGCAGAAUUGAGCAAAUAUUUGAGUUUGAAGAUUAUGUAGAGAUUCUUUUUCAUUUAUUUUACAUUCGUCAUGGGGUUUUAUACAAGAUCUACCAUUUAGUUUUAGUCCUGUGACCAUGCCUUCCAUAACAAAUGUUGAAUAAAUACUUUUUUUCUUUUC
Xyrauchen texanus (razorback sucker) is the source of this 900-nucleotide messenger RNA. RefSeq names its product histone deacetylase complex subunit SAP18-like. The coding region runs from base 97 to 558 and encodes 153 amino acids. Gene Ontology annotation, molecular function: transcription factor binding; transcription corepressor activity. Gene Ontology annotation, biological process: negative regulation of DNA-templated transcription. The transcript has 4 exons. Gene Ontology annotation, cellular component: nucleus. NCBI's taxonomy places the organism in Eukaryota, Metazoa, Chordata, Actinopteri, Cypriniformes, Catostomidae. The record is from RefSeq and is a predicted model, not a curated record.